UGCAUGUUGCAUGUGGCCCCGCCCUUUCUCCUCUCAGUCUGUCCUCGCGCUAACCUGUACUCAAGACAGGAAGUGAAGAGUUUCGUUCUUGUGUAAACAGCACGGCUUGGGAAAGUUAACUCGCGCUUAGAAUCAAGUAUGCACGGAAAGACGGAAAGUCAUAAUGUCCAGCGGAAGGAUGACAACUAACUGGCGUGACUGAGAAAAUUGGGACAUUUCGGCGCGCGCGACUGAGUAGCUCGAGCGGAAAGACGGACAGCUCGCGUCUCGCGCUGCUACUGCGGCUGUGUAUGUGUGCGCGCGCGCGUGAGCGAGAGACAGUAGUAACUAACGCUCGCCAAGUUGAGUGAUUACACUCGGUGAGUCACAUAACGCGGUUCGGGCCACGCGUAAGUGUUAAAUGUUCCCGUUAAAACUGUGGACGUGACCCAUAUCCAGGAGUUUGAGUCUGGAUUAAGCGAAGUUUUGUUUGUUUUUAGGGGGUUAGCUUUCAAAUUUCCCUCCGUUUUGUCGAGUCAGGGGGAGCCUGAGCUAAUAGGGCGGCGGGCUAACAAAGUCAGGCCGCAGGGGCAGCAACCUAACCCGGGGAAACUCUGGAGUUUUUGUGCGGUGACUCUGUUUGUAACUUCCUGAAUCUUUCCGGAACAUUGGAUACUUUAUUUUUGUUUGGAUUAGGCUCAAAAUCAUGGAUCCUCCUAACUAUGGAAACUCGGCAUCAGCUCCCGCCGCCGGUGCGUCUUCAAAAAGCGGCAAAGACAAAAAACCGAAGAAGACCUACGAGGAAGGAGACUCGAAAAAGAAAUUUACCUUCAAAAGACUCAUUCCCGAUGAGCUGGAGCGGUUCACAAGCAUGCGAAUAAAGAAGGAGAAGGAGAAGCCGGGCACGACGAGUCAGAGACACUCCUCUGCUGUGUUGUACGAGGUCCCAUCCCAGGCUGCCAUGCUGCAGGACCACAGUGACGACUACAUCCUGGAGCUCUUCGAGCAGAUGCUGGUGGACAUGAAUCUGAAUGAGGAGAAGCAGGUGCCGCUGAGACAGAAGGACAUAGCCAUAAAGAGAGAGAUGGUCUCUCAGUACCUGCACACAUCUAAAGCUGGCCAGAGCCAAAAGGAAAGCUCCAGGUCUGCUGUGAUGUACAUCCAAGAGUUGAAAACUGAACCCAGAGACACCCAGCUGCUGAGCUGCCUCGAGUCUCUACGUAUCUCCCUUAAUAACAACCCCGUCAGCUGGGUGCAGACGUUUGGAGAGGAGGGUUUGAUUUUGCUGCUCAACUUCCUGAAGAAGCUCCAGGACGAGAAAGAGGAGUACCCGAAUGCUGGUGUUGGAGUAAAGUGCCAACAUGAGAUCAUCCGCUGCCUCAAAGCCUUCAUGAACAACAAGUACGGUUUGAAAGCCAUGUUGGCGUCAGCCGACGGGAUUCCUCUCCUGGUCCGAGCCAUAAAUUACAGCGUCCCUCACAUGAUGGUGGACGCUGUCAAACUGCUGUCAGCCAUCUGCAUUCUCGAGCACCCUGAAAACCUUCAUGAGCGCGUGCUGGAGUCCAUCACUGCGCUGGCUGAGGAGAGGGACAUCGAGAGAUUCCAGCCCCUGCUGUCUGGCAUGCGCAAGUCCAAUAUCGCUCUCAAGGGAGGCUGUAUGCAGCUCAUCAAUGCUCUGAUCAGCAGAGGAGAGGAGCUCGACUUCAGAAUUCACAUACGCUCGGAGCUGAUGAGAUUGGGCCUGAGGGAGCUGCUCGCUGAGGUGAGGAACAUAGAAAACGAAGAGCUCCGUGUGCAGCUGCAGGUCUUUGAUGAGCAGGCUGAGGAGGACUCGGAGGACCUGCGUUCCCGUCUUGAAGAUGUGCGCGUUGAGAUGGAUGACAUAUCGGAGGUGUUCCAGAUGCUGCUGAACACGGUGAAGGAUUCGAAAGCUGAAGGCUACUUCCUGUCCCUCAUGCAGCACCUGUUGCUGGUGCGCAAUGACUACUUGAUUAGGCCGCAGUACUACAAGCUGAUAGACGAGUGUGUAGCGCAGAUCGUGCUCCACAGAAAUGGCUGCGAUCCAGAUUUCAAAUGCAGAAACCUCCAACUGGACAUCGAAGCACUCAUUGAUAACAUGGUGGAUAAAAGAAAAGUAGAGAUCAGUGAGGCCAAGGCCGCAGAGCUGGAGAAAAAGCUGGAUGCCGAGUUGACUACACGCCAUGAGCUGCAGGUGGAGUUUAAGAAGAUGGAGGGCGAUUACGAACAGAAAGUCCGAGAGCUCAGUGACGAGAAAGAAGCUCUUGGAAAUGAGAAAGUGGACAAAGAGAACGAGAAUCAAGGGCUGCGUGGAGAAAUCGGCCAACUCAAAGAUCAGGUUCAAAAACUGUCUAAGGAUCUUGAGGAAGCCAAGACGAUAAUCAUCAAUGCACCCAAGACAGUAGCUGGCCGCCCUGACCUAUCAGCACCAGCCUCGAUGAGCCACCCACCUCCACCUCUGCCUGGCAAAGCAGGCAUGCCACCACCACCUCCACCUCUGCCUGGCCAAGCAAGCAUGCCCCCUCCACCACCACCUCUGCCUGGCCAAGCGAGCAUGCCCCCUCCACCACCACCUCUGCCUGGCCAAGCAAGCAUGCCCCCUCCACCACCUCCCCCUCCCUUGCCGGGCAUGCCAGGACCCCCACCACCUCCACCUCUACCUGGUCAGGCAGGUGCGAUGCCCCCUCCACCACCUCCGCUACCCGGUGCUCCUGGUAUGCCCCCUCCUCCGCCUCCACCUCCAGGACUGCCAGGAAUGCCACCCCCUCCUCCAAUGCCUGGGAUGCCUCCUCCACCGCCAGGAGGGUUUGGAACUUGGGCUGCUCCAGUACCACAACUACCAUUUGGCCUGCAGCCCAAGAAAGAGUACAAACCAGAGGUGCAGCUUAAGAGAGCCAACUGGAGUAAGAUUGCAGCUGAGGAUCUUUCAGAGAGCAGCUUCUGGGUGAAAUCGAAAGAGACCCGCUUUGAGAAUAACGAGCUUUUCUCCAGACUCACUCUGGCGUUCUCCUCCCAGACCAAGAGUGAGUGAUCCAACUGCAAUGUGUUAUUGAGUUCAUGUUAACAUUACUGGAACAUGCUCACAUGCUUUUCUUCUAGCCCUAUGACUAGCAACAUCAUAUUUGUUUUUUUAUGUUUUUUUCUCUCCCACAUGUUUUUGAUCCACCUACACAGCCUCAAAAGGUAAGCUUUGUGUGUGUGUGUGUGUGUGUGUGUGUGUGUGUGUGUGUGUGUGUGUGUGUAAGCACUCGCUGCUGUAAGAGUAAUGUUUUUCCUGCGAUCCGUGGAUGGAUGCUGAGCAGGAUGGAUGGAGGUCUCCAGGGAUGGAUGGAUGCUGAAACAAGUGAAUGGUUGCAGAAAGAGAUGGAUGUACGCAAGAAUGCUGAAAUGGAUGGAUGUAUGCACAAUUUGAUGGAUGGAUAUAGAGAUGCAGGGCUGCACUAUUAAUCACAUGUGAUAAAACUUAAAAGUUGGAAGUUUGCUCAAACUCUAUUACACACAACACAUUGUCUAUACUGUGCAGCCCUACAGAGAUGUAUGGAGAUAUGGGAUGGAUUCUGGGGUGGAGGGAUAGAUGCUGAGAUAGAGAUAUAGUGAGGAGGAUACAGUGCCCUCAACUAAUAUUGACACCCUCUGUAAAUAUGAGCAAAGAAGGCUCUGAAAAUUUUUUUUUUUUUUUGGAUCUUUUGUUUGAAAAAUUCACAAAAAUACUCUGCUGACAUGAAUAUCAAACAAUUACAAACACAACAUAGGUUUAUUAAAAAAAUAUAUAUGUCUUUGUUCAAUACAUGUAUGCUACAAUUAUUGACACCCUUUUGGUCAAUACUAAGAUAACAGCUCUGAGUCUUCUCCUGUAAUGCCUGAUGAUGUUGGAGAAUACAUGGCAAGGGAUCUGAGACCGUUCCUCCAUACAGAAUCUCUCCAGAUCCUUCAAAUUUCAAGGUCCACGCUGGUGGACUCUCCUCUUCAGUUCACCCCACAGGUUUUCUAUGGGUUUCAAGUCAGGAGACUGGGAUGGCCAUGGUAGGACCUUGAUUUUGUGGUCAGUAAACCAUUUUUGUGUUGAUUUUGAUGUAUGUUUUGGAUCAUUGUCCUGCUGGAAGAUCCAACCAUGGCCCAUUUUAAGCUUUCUGGCAGAGGCAGUCAGGUUUCAUUUAAUAUCUGUUGAUAUUUGAUAGAGUCCAUGAUGCCAUGUAUCCUAACAAAAUGUCCAGGUCCUCUGGCAGAAAAACAGCCCCAUAACAUUAUAAACACCACCUCUGGUGUUUAUUGCCAAAAAGCGCUAUUUUGGUUUCAGCUGACCAUAGAACCGAUCCCAUUUGAAGUUCCAGUAGUGUCUGGCAAACUGAAAACACUUGAGUUUUUGGAUGGGAGUAGGGGCUUUUUUCUUGAAACCCUUCCAAACAUCUUGUGGUGAUGUAGGUGAUUUCGGACUGUAGUUUUGGAGACUUUCUGACCCCAAGACUCAACUAACUUCUGCAGUUCUCCUGCUGUGAUCCUUGGAGAUUUUUUGGCCACUCAAACCGUCCUCUUCCCAGUGCGUUGAGACGAUAUAGACACACGUCCUCUUCCAGGUUGAUUCAUAACAUUUCCAGUUGGCUGGAACUUCUUAAUUAUUGCCCUGAUGGUGGAAAUGGGCAUUUUCAGUGCUUGUGCUAUUUCCUUAUAGCCACUUCCCAUUUUGUGAAGCUCAACAACCUUUUGCUGCACAUCACAGCUAUAUUCCUUGGUCUUAGCCAUUGUUAUGAAUGACUAAGGGAAUUUGGGCUAUGUCUUACCUCAUAUUUAUUCCCCUGUGAAACAGGAAGUCAUGUUUGAACAAUUUCCUGUUCCUAGUCAGCCAGGUGUACUAAAGUUUAAACAUCAAUGGGAAUCUACUUCAAAUAUAUUUUUCUCAUAUGAAUUCAUAGGGGUGCCAAUAAUUGUUGCACACAUACACAUUUAACAAUGUUUUUUUUUUGUUGUUUUUUUUUUGUUUGUUUUUUUGGUGUUUGCAAUUGUUUAUAUAUCUAUGAAAGCAGAGUAUUUUUGUAAUUUUUUUUUGUUUAACACAAGCUCAAAAGGUUAAACAAUAAAGACCAUUUUUCAUACCUUUCUUUACUCAUAUUUACCAUGGGUGCCAAUAUUAGUGGGGGGCACUGUAUAUUCAGGAGUGGAGGGAUGGAGGUUGAGAUGGAGGAUCUGUUCAGGAGUGGAGGGAUGGAUGUUGAGAAGAAUGGAUGAAUGCUGAGAGAGGUGGAUGAGUGGAAGGACGGAGAGAAAGCUGAUUAUGCAGUUAUGGGGGGAUUGUGUCCCUGGUUUUGUGUGUGUGUGUGUGGUGCUUAUCUCUCUAGAACGGCCAUCGUACUUCUUAGGACUUUAUAUGCAAAACCCCUUUCAUACUGAAUUUAAUAUGAGCAUGACCUUUUGAGGUGUGUGUGUCUUUGUCCUCUGUGCAAGUCUACUCAGUGUCAAACUACUGCCACAUAUGUCCCUGUGGAACGUGUGUGUGAGACAGAGCCUUCUUCCCCUGCAUACAUCGUCACCUCUAUCACCUCUCCUUCGUAUUCCUCUUCUGUUCUCUCUCUCCCUCUGUCUCUCUCUUUGUCUCUCACCCCCCAUAUCCCUCUCUCCAUCUGUGUAUGAGUCUCUCUCUCUCUCUCUCUCUCUGCUGUCAGAAUUCCAUUUACUCAUCUCCUCCAUAUUUAUAUGCCUGAUUCAGUAUGCACUAACCUCCAAUUUAACGAGGGAGUGUGUGCCAACUGUAU
Ictalurus furcatus (blue catfish) is the source of this 5744-nucleotide messenger RNA. Its product is annotated as protein diaphanous homolog 1. The transcript is spliced from 17 exons. Gene Ontology annotation, biological process: actin filament polymerization; actin cytoskeleton organization. Gene Ontology annotation, molecular function: actin binding; small GTPase binding; microtubule binding. NCBI's taxonomy places the organism in Eukaryota, Metazoa, Chordata, Actinopteri, Siluriformes, Ictaluridae. The coding region runs from base 686 to 3028 and encodes 780 amino acids. Gene Ontology annotation, cellular component: cytoplasm; actin filament. The record is from RefSeq and is a predicted model, not a curated record.